CAGCCCGGAGGCCGUCCCAGUCCCGAGCUGGAGCUAGUCCGAGCAGCUGCGCGGCUGCGCUUUGGUGCCUUUAUUCCGCGGACCCCUCGGGCAGGGUCCUCCCACCGGCUCCAGCGCCGCACACGCGUCCUCCCGCCCCGCAGGUGCCGCGUGGUGCAGCCCCGGCUGGAGCGGCGAUGCGCCUCAUUCAGAACAUGUGCACCAUCGCCGAGUAUCCCGCCCCGGGCAGCGCCGCCGCCGCCGACUGCUGCCUGGGGGCGGCGGGUCGCCGCCUGGUCAAGAUCGCGGUGGUGGGGGCCAGUGGUGUGGGCAAGACCGCUCUGGUGGUCCGCUUCCUCACCAAACGAUUCAUUGGUGACUACGAAAGGAACGCAGGUAAUCUCUAUACCAGACAAGUCCAAAUAGAAGGUGAAACCCUGGCUAUUCAGGUUCAAGACACGCCAGGUAUUCAGGUCCACGAGAACGGCCUGAGCUGCAGCGAGCAGCUGAAUCGGUGCAUUCGCUGGGCAGAUGCCGUGGUGAUCGUGUUCUCCGUCACUGACUACAAGAGCUAUGAACUCAUCGGCCAGCUCCACCAGCACGUGCAGCAGCUACACCUGGGCGCCCGGCUGCCCGUGGUGGUCGUGGCCAACAAAGCUGACCUGCUGCACAUCAAGCAGGUCGACCCUCAGCUCGGACUGCAGCUGGCCAGCGUGCUGGGCUGCUCGUUCUAUGAAGUGUCGGUCAGCGAAAAUUACAACGACGUCUACAACGCUUUCCACGUCCUGUGCAAGGAAGUGAGUCACAAACAGCAGCCCAGCAGCACACCAGAGAAGCGGAGAACCUCCCUCAUUCCCAGGCCCAAGUCCCCCAACAUGCAGGACCUGAAGAGGAGGUUCAAGCAAGCCCUCUCUGCCAAAGUGAGGACUGUCACCUCCGUCUGAAGCAGGGACACUCGGGGGGGUUUGGUCUGCCCAGGAAGAGGGCCUGAGGUUCUUGCAGCACAGGAGUGAUGGGUGCUGGCAGUCAUUCACGGUUCCAGCAGGAGCCGGAGCAGAGCGGCCAGGAGGGUCUGUGGGACUGCUACAGAAACUUCCGUUCUGAGCCGGGGAGGGGGGGACAGGAUUGAUGAGGCUGGAAUGAGCCCACUGAGCCACUCUGAGUAUGUGAAAUGUGCUCCACGUCUUUUCCUUUGGAGUGGGGAGGGCGGCGUAACCGCUUUGGAUUUUGUUCCUGACCUUGUAAAUGACGGUCAGUUGUAGUUUCCGCAACUAUAUGGAUGUGGUUGAUGGUGGGAACGAGAAAACAGCUUAACCACUCCCAGCCUUUCCACGUUUUCUCUCUUCUUUCUUUAUUCCCUUUUCUCCCUCCCCCCCCCCGCCCCCCCAAGAGGAAGGACUGCUUUUUCCUCUUACGAGUCUGAUUCGCAUCUCUGGAACACUGUUCCUUACAGAAUGCCUUUCUAACCUGAAGGACACCCGAGAUUUCUUCUUUAAAGAACAAGGAGGAAAAUACUACCCCCACGCCCAAUAAAGGGUGGGGUUUAUGGGCCAGAUGUUAUGUAUAUGGACGGACAUCCGGAAGCUUAUAUGGCCUGCAGGAAGGGCUGCUUCCUCCUGACACAGGAGGAGUAUGUUCAGUUGAGCAUGUGUUAAAUGGUUGAGAACUCAAACUCUUCAGCCCCAGACUUUGAGUAAUUGUGAGACUGUAUAAUUUUUUUUUUUUUUUUUUUAGCUGUUGCAUCAGGUACAGGAAAAAAAAAACCGUGUUCAUUGAUUUUGAUGUGAUUUGUGUAAAUGGCACACAGCAAUGACGUUGGGUUGUUUCCUAGGCCUGGCCGAGUGUGGCUUAAGUACGGAAAACACUGUCUUACAGCGAGUGCACGGAUACAGGGGCGACCGCCAAAUCCCGUACACAGACGCACUUUAAGAAGCCACUCAUGCUUUGGCUUAAACUGUAAUUAAUUUAUUUUAUGUACAAUAAAUCUCAUUUUAAAAGCGUA
Molecule: messenger RNA, 1981 nt
Organism: Acinonyx jubatus (cheetah)
Lineage: Eukaryota; Metazoa; Chordata; Mammalia; Carnivora; Felidae
Gene: RASL11B
Product: RAS like family 11 member B
Exons: 4
Coding region: 177-923 (248 amino acids)
Molecular function (GO): GTPase activity; GTP binding
Source: RefSeq, a predicted model, not a curated record